Molecule: messenger RNA, 240 nt
Organism: Pieris macdunnoughi
Lineage: Eukaryota; Metazoa; Arthropoda; Insecta; Lepidoptera; Pieridae
Source: the annotation of a GenBank genome assembly
AUGACAGAGGGACCUGAAUGCCAUGCCAGGGGGAAAUGCGUGUGCGGAAAAUGUUUUUGCAAUGCGAAUCCCGAUCCUGAGAAUCCAAGCAAGGUAAUAAUUGGUGAUCAUUGUGAAUAUGAUAAUUUCUCCUGUGAUGGACCAAAAUGUAAUGAGGGACCCUAUUCCAUAAAUGAACUGCACAUUUACGCGGAGGAAAACGCUGAAGUCUCUGAAGUAGAGCAACCUCUAGAAGAAUAA